AUGGAGCGAUUGCACACGUCAGAGGGAGGGGCCAAGAGGCAUGGCGACCCGGCUGACUCGAGAGGUGCCGACGAUGGCGACGAUCCUCUGCCCGUCAGACAGCGACGGGCGCCUCAGCUGCGUGACGGUGGUGUGGGGGGGCGUGUGCCUCUGCACCCUACGGCUCGCCGUGACACCAACCGACCGCGGCCCCGCAGAGACGGCCGAUUUGACCGCAAUCCCACGCCGGCCCCCAGUUGGCUGCGGGAGGGCCCCCCUGGUGGGCUGCAGGAGCAUUGCACGGCCACUCGUGUGUCGCCGGUGCAGAGGGGGCAUCUGAUUCUCCACUUCUACCAGCAGCUGGAGGCACUCGGCCGAGCCCAUCCCGAUACGCCUCUGUGUCUACGGUUCAGGAGUGGGUGUGCCCUGACCCAGCUGGCCGUCGAGGUGGUCCUGCCCGGCACCCCAGUGCAGUCGGUGCCCCUCUCAGCGGCCACCAGGGAGGCCAUGGGGGCGGCCAUCGAUGCCGCUUGGGCAUGCCGCCAGCAGGAGAUGGACAUUGACGGCACUGAGGACCAGCAGCCCAUGACACACGCCCAGCGGAUUGUCCUCUGUCGCCUGUACAGUCAAGUGGGUCACAACAUUGGGGCGAUGCUGGCGGCCGUCCCUUCUCUGAGCUUUGCGUCCGUCGACUCAUUUGUGCGCCGUGAGCUGCCGGCCAUGGUUGGGCGGCGUGACGGCGAGGACAUCAAGGAGGCCGCCAGUCGAUUCAUCAGACAGCUUCAGAAGACCAAUCAGCAGAACACCAGGCUGGGCUACGAGGCUGCUAUGGCUGCCGCCACCCCUCACAAACGGGCCGUGAUGGAGCAGAAACCAUGUGAGCAUCAGAGCGGCGUGCGGGGCGUGUAUUUCGACAAGGCACACAACGCAUGGAUUGCCAACUGGUCGGAGGGCGGCACGAAGAAGACCAAGGACUUCUCCGUCAAAGAGCUCGGCUACGAGCCUGCCAAACAGGCCGCGAUCGCGCACCGCCGUGCGAUGGAGGAGAGGCACUCGACCCUCUUCGGCAGCGACAGGCAAGAGGGCGGCCAGUGUGAUAAGUCUGUCAAUCGCAGUCCGUCUCUGAAACACCGCUGCAGAGACCCAUCCGCCAGCAGCAGCGCAUCCGCCGUCGAGAGGCGACAGAGACCCAAGGGCAGCAAGACAGCCGAGGCCACCAAGGGCAAGACGGCCGCCAUCCGCAGACGUGCCGAGCAUCAGUCAAAGGUCGUGGGCGUCUCCUGGGAUGGGAAAUUCCGGGCGUGGACGGCGUCAUGGUAUCCGAAGGACGGCACCAGGCAGAAGAAAAAGCACUUCAAAGUCGGAGAGCACGGCUUCGACAAAGCAAAGGUAUGCAAGACCUACAUGGCCUGAAGCAAAGGUGCUUAUGGACCAGUCGUUUUCCUUCUCUCUCUCUCUCUCUCUCUCUCUCUUCGCCUCAGGCGUUGGCUGAGCAGCAUCGUCUCGAGAUGGAGCGCACCGGCCAGGCAGUGGACAGGGGGCGAGUCAAGCGCCAGAAGGGCCACCGGCUGGCAUCAGCCAUAUUCGAGCGGCUCAAGGCGGCAGAUGACGAGCAGCUGCCGAGUGGCAAUGAGCCGCUCGAUAUCGACGUGACGCCGCAGCGCAUGAGUCGAGACGCGGCCGAUGUGGUCCCGCAGACGCAGUCCCCCUCGCCAGCCAAUGGCCCGCACACACCUGAUGUGACGCCCGAUGCACGAGAUCCGGCCGCUGCCCGUCGCAUGGUGGAUGGGGCGACGCACGGAGGACGGGAUGCUGGGCAUGGCGACGGCAAUGGCGAGAGGGAGAGCGGGAUGAUUCCGUUCGAUGAGCUGACGAAGGUUCAGCUGGUGGAGCUGCUCAAGGCCCACCCAUCACCCGACAUGCGACAGGUUGCCGAGAACAUCAUGGUCAGCACACCACACUCAUUUGUGAAGGCAGACGUCAUAAAUGUAUGUGGCCAACUGUGUGUGUGUGCGUGUGUGUGUUUCAGUUGGUUGAGAAGUACGCGCCUCAGCAGCUGUUCACUGGUGGCGGCCACACUUUAUCUGAGCCCUCGCACGCCCCGCCGCCCCCCGCCCCCAACACCGCCAAAGACCACGACUACAGCCCCCCCAUCAACACUGACAAGCCCACCACCAAGGUCAGUGUGUGCCCAGUCACACAGGCGACAGCCAACGGUGCCCUUUGUGAUGGCAUUGAUUGCAGGUGACGCUGCGGCUGCACACGGGGGAGCAGGUGAAGCUGACCUUCAACAGCGCCAUGGCCGUCAAGGAGCUGUACGCGGCGGCCUCCAAGGCGAGCAACAUCGGUGUGGCCAGCUUCCGGCUCUUCUCGUCGGCGGCUUUCCCUCCCAAGCCGCUGGACGACCAGGCGCAGUCGCUUGAGGAGGCGGGGGUGAUGGAGUGCCUCGUCACGCAGAAGCUCACAUGAAUGAAUGACAGACAGACGGGGAGAUGAUUCAUUCGUGCAGGCGAGGGAGGUGAGGCUGCUGUUUUGUGUGUCUGAGGUUUGAGAGGGGAUGCAUGGAGUAAGGUGUGUGUGUCGGUUGACUGACGAUGGGGCCUCAUAACAUAACAUACGCACUGACUGAGGUGUGUCGAUGGAGCUGGGUGCGGUGCGGUGCGGUGCGGUGCGUUGCGUUGCGUUGCCUUUAUGUAUGUGCUUACUCGUGGUGUCGGCUGGCCUGGCCGGGAUCUUGGAUCGGUCUGUCGGUGUGGUGCCUUACCUGAAUGCCUUUUUGAAGUAAAGACCAUUGAUAGAUACCAGGUUGGUGAUGCUUUGGAUUGCAUGCAUUCGUCAGUGCCUCACAUUCGUUUUUCUGGCCAUAUGCGAGACAUACCCGCACUUUUUUCAUCUUUUUAGCUAUCGCACACGGUCGUUCGGAUGCAAGCAUCACUCGUUCCUAGAGAGGUCUUGUCUGCAUCGUCGAGUCGAUGUGUCGUGUUUUGAGUGGUGGGACGGCCAUCGCAUGCUGAUGAUGUUGAUGUGAGUCAGUAAGUCAAUGGUACAGUAGAGACUGCCCUUGGUGUGUGUGUGUCUUUUGGCGUCCUUGUGUGGCUGUUCGUUUAUCGGUGUACGUACCAUCGAGCAGCUGGCCAUGGGCGCCAACGACCUAGGUCCCUGUGUGUGAUGACUUCCCUUUGUUUUUUCUCCUCUUUUUUGGCCGUGUGGCGGUGCAUACGAUACGGCUUUACUCACGGCUGAGUUGACCGGUUCGGCACGGGGUGGGGUAUCUAUGUUUCUGUUCGUUUUGUCUUGACAGACACAUGUCGGGAUUGAAGCAGUGAGUGGCACAUGGCAUGGACAUACAAACUGAUAGACAGACAGACAGACAGGAGACAAGAAGAUGUGAUGCGGUGGAUUCGCGCACACGCUGCCGGAACGCCGUGUGAUGGAGCGAGUGAUAAUAUGGAUACUAACGGCCAUGUGGUGGGUGUGCGGCCGCGUGGCUGUGUGCAUGAGACGGUUGACUCAUGGCAUGGACGCCCAUGGCUGGUGGGG
Molecule: messenger RNA, 3519 nt
Organism: Vitrella brassicaformis
Lineage: Eukaryota; Vitrellaceae
Source: the annotation of a GenBank genome assembly